Messenger RNA from Stegostoma tigrinum, 3201 nucleotides. RefSeq names its product cytohesin-interacting protein-like. Gene Ontology annotation, molecular function: protein binding. The transcript has 8 exons. Lineage: Eukaryota; Metazoa; Chordata; Chondrichthyes; Orectolobiformes; Stegostomatidae. The record is from RefSeq and is a predicted model, not a curated record. The coding region runs from base 86 to 1150 and encodes 354 amino acids.
UGAACGCUUUGAGUUAAGCUCGAUCUAGCUUUGCUGGACUUCGUGCAGGUUAUUUUACAACGAUGAGACUGGCUGAUUCGCAAUCAUGACUUUCCAAAGUGUCCUUCAAAUUAACGUCAACGCGAAUUACAUGGCAGCGGAUUCUUCAUCAGCCAGCUGCGGCUCUUAUUCCGAGAUCUCCAACCGGAGCUUCUCUGCCGAAAAUGACAACAAGCGGCUUCAGAUACUCGCCAACUCGCUGGGAACAUUGCCCCGGGGACACAGACAGCUUUCAUUGACUAGAUCAAACUCUUUGGCUGACACUUCAGAUUUUCGAAAAAAAAUGGUUGUUUUAAAUAAGCAAGAUAAUGAAACUUUUGGAUUUGAGAUUCAGACCGUUGGAAUGGAUCAGCAAAAUGCCAAUACAUUACAGAGGUGCACGUUUGUCUGCAAGGUGCAUGACAACAGUCCUUCUCAUUUCGCAGGGCUGAAGGCUGGUGAUAUGCUAGUUAACAUCAAUGGAGUGGAUACUGAAGGGUUUAGUCACCAAGAAAUUGUCGAUCUAAUUAAGUCAUCUGGUAAUUUAUUAAGCGUGUUAACUGUUCAUAAGGACUCUAUCAGAAGAGAUCAACUUGAAACAAGAUUGCAUUUUUUAAAGAAAACACUUCAAGAGAAAUGGGUGGAGUACAGAUCAGUUUUGCUACAGGAACAACGCCUAGUUCAUGGACUCUUGAGGAAUGGUAGCACAGCAGACUCCUUUGUAUACAACAAGAAUGCAUUAUUUGGAUCAACCAGACAGAACAAAGAGAGAUUUUCCAGCGACAGCAGCUGCAGGAGUCAACUCAGCCUGAUGACUGUUGACAGUGAGGAUUAUGACUUCCAACUCAGUGUGUUUGAUGAUUCAGGAAGUCAAUGUAGGCGAAGCAGUAUGGAUGAAGAAUGUAUCUUCCACAGGGAACCUGAAACAUUCACACCAAAAACCCAUCUGAGUAGGAGCAGGAGCAUUAGCCUGUCUAGUAAUGGGAGUGGACACAUGCCACCAUCAUGGGACUCAAACAGUGGCUUUGGGACAAUUUCUCGAAGAAGCAGGAAACCAAGUGUUAGGAAACGCCUUAUGAAGUUCAUUCCAGGCUUAAAUAGAUCAGUUGAAGAGGAUGAGAGUCAUUUUUAGAAUUUUAUUGUAACUUUUUAAUACAGUAGUGAUACUGCUAGUUUCAUGAUAGCAUUAAGAAGCAAUAAGGAACUAUGGCAUUACACCAUUUCAAAUAUUUUUGAUUGCAGGCUGGAUCUGUGUGAAAAUAUAGUAAAACGUUUUUUAGGGAAAUUUGUAUAGCUUUAAUCAAAAAUUAUUUUUUCUGUAUAUUUUUAUAUUAUACACUCUGUUUUUCGUAUAAUCAAAGAUUUAAGUUUUUGAGGUGUUUUCAUUGAGUAAUAUGUUUACAUUAUUUCAUAUUAACAGUUGCUUUAAUAAGGUUAUGAUUUUAAAAGUCAUGGUCCAAGAAUUAAUUGAUUGUUCUAAAGUGGCCUUAUGAAGUGCACUCCUAUAACCUGAUUGCUCAGAAUUUUGGAAACUACAGUCACUUCUCAGUCUUUCUAAAGUACGUAUAAAAAGGGUCCACUCGUGCCACAAUGGUAAUCUUCCUACACCUGCACUGGGAGGCCUGAGUUCAAGCCCCAAGUGCUCCACAGGUAUUUAAUAACAUCUUUGAACAGGUUGAUGAGAAAAAUAGGUUAAAUCAGCAAGGAAAAUAUGCCAGUCUUCCAAUCUAGAAUUGAAAAUUUUACAAAUAGCCAGCAAUUCACAAACUUUCCCCAUCAAACAGCAACUGAACAUGGAUUGACAUCAAUCUCUUUAGUCAACUUCCAAUUGGAUGCAUUCGAGUCAUGGCUUUAAAAGAGCAGAUUCAAUUAAAUACUUUGGUGUCAUUAAACACUAACCCUCUAGAGCUUGCAAAGUUGUUGAAUGCAUCUAAUUUGCCCAUGGCCAGUAGAUGCUUGAACCACAAGCACGUAUAUUUACGGCAAGCACCUGCUCCAUGUUCCGUGAAAAUCCCACAGGGGGAUAGGGGUGUUCCAUAGCCACCUGCUCCAGUCUAAAUUUUUCCCUGACCUCUACAGCAAUGGGGCCUGUCCAUGUUUAAAAACUAUUUAUAAUUCUUUAGGGUAUCUAGGCUCCCUGCAGCUGGACUUUCCAAUCAUCCCAUUCGAGUUCCUCCCAUCCACAAGUUUGCAUACUAUCCCACUCAUCUUCCGUUUUUAAACUAGAUAAUCCAAGAAAGUGAAACAACAGAAGAGUGAAUUACCAUCCCAUGGCCACCCCCUCUGAUGUCCGAAGCCUUUAGCAGUGAGGUAAUUUUCACCCCUUACCAAUCCAAACACAAUGCAAGAAUAGACAGGGAACUGGCACCAACAGGUCAUUUUGUUUUCCAGUGAUAAUUCAAUAGCAAUUGUCGCACGUGUCUAGAAGAACACUUGAGGAAAUAUAAGGCCAACUUGUGCAUUUAUUUCUCAGGUUUAUCUUCAUUAACUAUUGGUAACUUUUGUAGUUGAAUGGAUACUGUUUUCUUUGGAGAUGAUUUAUUGUUAAUUUCAUUUGUUCCAUUUUUUACUCAUUUCUUUCCCUCUGCAAAUCAUUCUAAGAUAGUUUGAGUUAGCAAAAUGCUCAGUGUGUUUCAUGUCAGUAGAAGGUUUAGAAAUAGGAAUUUGAAAAUGGGGAUGCCUGAAGCUAUUCAUUUCAAAUUGCAUUUAGGUUAAGGUAUGUAGACUUAAUGACCUUUUAAAAUGCGUUGGUAUGCAGGCAUAUUUUUGAUUAUUUUCAAAUAAGAUUAUGUGCGACAUUUAAACACAAAUAAUCUCCAUUUGUCAAAUGAAAUAAAAUGAGUUAACAGAACAACUGGAAAAGAGCUUGCAUCACUGGCUGUGUGCAUAUCCAAACAUACCUGCUGUCAAGUUCAGGAUAUUUUUUGAGUUUUAUUAUUGUGAGUUUUGAACAAAGGUGAAUUCUUUACACAAUUGUUAACUUUGUUUCUUCUCUUAAAGUAGUGUUCCAAAUGACUGGCCGACAGGAUGUACUGGGCUCUUGCUUACUAGAACAAAAAUUCUUUGCACUCUUAACAGUUUAGAUUAUGUGGGGAGAUCUGAAAACAUGAGUGAUAAUUGUGAAUGAACAAUGUUGGAAAGUGUACAUAUUUUUAAUGCAUACUUUAAUAAAUUUUCCACUUA